GAUGAAAAUUCUAAGAAAUUCACAUUGGAGUUAAUAAUAAAUUUAGAUUUUCAAGCCUUUUCAGAAGAUAUACAGGAUAUCUCAACUGCAGCUUCAAUGGAGUUGCAAAUUGAAAAUAGUAUAAAAAAUAUUGCAACAAUUUGGAAAAAGCAAGGUUUUGAUAUGGCAUUUUAUCAUGACGGCAUUUAUCGAAUUAAAAAUGUGGACGAUUGUUUUCAACUGCUUGAGGAGCAUAUGGUUCAGAUCUCUGCCAUGAAAGCCACUCGUUUCGUCGAACCAUUUAUAGAUAUUGUUGAUUAUUGGGAAAAAACUUUAUCGUAUACCAGUGAAACGUUGGAAAAGGGAUUGGCAGUUCAGCAUCAAUGGCUUUACUUAGAAAAUAUUUUUCAAGGUUAUGAUAUCCGCAAACAACUUCCGGAAGAAACCAAACGCUUUGCUACCAUAACAGAUGAACUUCGGACAAUAUCUUGUAAGAUGUUUCAGGCGAAAACCGCAGUUAAAUCUACACACCUACGUCCACCCCCAUUUCUCCUUAAUCGCUUUACUCGCAUGGACGAACGUUUAGAGUUAAUUCAACGAGCAUUGGAAAUCUAUUUGGAAUCUAAACGACAGUUAUUUCCACGUUUUUACUUUAUCUCUAACGAUGACAUGCUGGAAAUUUUAGGCAACGCCAAAAGACCUGACUUGGUGCAAAUCCACUUAAAAAAACUCUUUGAUAAUCUUUACAAACUCGAGCUAAAGCGGGUAGGGAAAACAUUAAAUAGAUGGCAGGCCACUGGUAUGUAUUCGGAUGAUGGAGAAUAUGUUGAAUUUUUACAGGUUUUAUAUAUUGACGGUCCUUCUGAACGCUGGUUAAAACAAAUUGAGGAAUUUAUGUUUUCUGUGAUGCGAAAGGUAUUAAAGCUGACGCGAGGAUCUUUAAAAAAACUAAUUGGAAAUCGAGAAAAGUGGAUUUCUCUUUGGCCAGGACAACUUGUGCUUACAACAACACAAAUACAGUGGACUACCGAAUGUACUCGAAGUCUUAUACAUUGCAAUAUGGUAGACCAAAAAAAACCAUUACGAAAGCUAAGAAGGAAGCAGAUAAAAGUUCUUCUUAGGCUUUCAGAAAUGAGUCGAAAGGAAUUAACUAAAAAAAUGCGCCUAAAAGUUAACACCCUAAUUACUCUUGAGAUACAUGGACGCGAUGUUAUUGAGCGCAUGUAUAAAGCCAACUGUAAGGACACAGGCCACUUUGAAUGGUUCUCCCAGCUUCGAUUCUACUGGCAUCGAGAAUCAGAGUUGUGUGUUAUUAGACAGACCAAUACUGAGCAUUGGUAUGGCUAUGAAUAUACAGGAAACUCAGGACGAUUGGUGAUAACACCACUUACUGACCGGUGUUAUAUUACAUUAACAACAGCGUUACAUUUACAUCGAGGAGGAAGUCCCAAAGGACCUGCAGGAACAGGAAAAACAGAAACUGUUAAAGACCUGGGUAAAGCAUUAGGCAUGUGGGUUAUUGUAACGAAUUGCUCUGAAGGUCUGGACUACAAAAGCAUAGGUAAAAACUUUUCCGGCUUAGCUCAGAGUGGGUGCUGGGGCUGUUUUGACGAAUUUAAUAGAAUAAACAUUGAGGUGCUGUCUGUGGUUGCGCAGCAAAUAAUGUCCAUAAUGUCUGCUCUGUCGGCGAAAACUGAUGAAUUUAUGUUUGAAAGUCAAAUAAUUAAAUUAAGGCGUACAGUUGGUCUUUUUAUAACUAUGAAUCCUGGAUAUGCUGGUAGAACUGAGCUUCCUGAUAACUUAAAGUCAAUGUUUCGACCGAUUUCAAUGAUGAUUCCGGAUAACAUAAUAAUAGCAGAAAAUUUACUUUUCUCAGACGGAUUCUCUAACACUCGCAAUUUAGCCAGAAAGGUCUUUACGUUAUACGAACUAGCCAAACAGCAGCUAUCAAAGCAAUUCCAUUAUGACUUUGGACUACGGUCUAUGGUUGCUUUAUUGCGGUACGCUGGCCGCAAAAGACGACAACUACCGAACACGAAUGAAGAUGAAAUCGUAUACCUAGCUAUGAAAGAUAUGAAUGUUGCUCGUCUCACAUCGAGCGAUUUGCCUCUUUUUAAUGGCAUUAUGUCCGAUUUAUUUCCUGGCGUUAUUUUACCUGAUAUUGACUAUAGCGAAUUCAGUAUAGCGAUAUUAAAUGAUUUUAAAGAUGCCGGACUUCAACCAAUUCCCAUAGCCUUUAAAAAAGUUAUAGAACUUUUUGAAACAAAAAAUUCAAGGCAUUCAGUAAUGAUAAUAGGAGAUACAGGAACUGCUAAAUCAGUGACUUGGCGAACAUUACAAGGUGCUUAUUAUCGAAUGAAUGCUCAAAAAUUUCAGUCUUGGGAAGCAGUCACUGUUUAUCCUAUUAAUCCAAAAGCACUAAAUCUUGCUGAACUUUAUGGGGAGUACAACUUGGCUACUGGUGAAUGGCUUGAUGGUGUUCUCAGCUGUAUUAUGCGAGUAAUUUGUGCGGAUGAAGACCCCAUGCAAAAAUGGCUUUUGUUUGAUGGACCUGUUGAUGCAGUUUGGAUAGAAAAUAUGAAUUCGGUAAUGGACGACAAUAAGCUGCUUACCCUUGUAAACAGUGAAAGAAUAACAAUGCCAGCGCAGGUAUCAUUGUUAUUUGAGGUAGCAGAUUUAGCAGUUGCCUCCCCAGCGACAGUAUCGCGUUGUGGUAUGGUAUAUAAUGACUACAAUGAUUGGGGGUGGAAGCCUUAUGUAAAUUCAUGGUUGCAAAGACAAAAAGUAAAACCAUAUGCUGAUUUUCUGAGGGGACACUUCGACUAUAUGUUAUUCAAAACACUCGAGUUUAGGAAAUUGCGUUGUAAGGAACCUGUAAAAACAAAUGAAUUAAAUGUUGUGACUUCAUUAUGCAAACUACUUGACGUAUUUGCAACGAAACAAAAUGGUAUAAAUCCGCAUAAUCUGGAAAUAUUAGAAGAGAUGACAAAAUUAUGGUUUAUGUUUGCUCUGGUAUGGUCUGUUUGUUCUACCGUUGACGAGGAAAGCCGUUUAAAAAUGGACUCAUAUAUUCGAGAAAUUGAAAGCUGUUUUCCUAUUAAAGAGACCAUAUAUGAUUAUUAUGUAGACUCGAAUGAGAAGACAUUUUUACUAUGGGAUACAAAACUUAUAGAUAAUUGGAGGUAUACUGAAGG
Molecule: messenger RNA, 3173 nt
Organism: Drosophila willistoni
Lineage: Eukaryota; Metazoa; Arthropoda; Insecta; Diptera; Drosophilidae
Product: dynein axonemal heavy chain 2
Exons: 1
Biological process (GO): microtubule-based movement
Cellular component (GO): dynein complex
Molecular function (GO): minus-end-directed microtubule motor activity; dynein light intermediate chain binding; ATP binding
Source: RefSeq, a predicted model, not a curated record